Molecule: messenger RNA, 3044 nt
Organism: Ruditapes philippinarum (Manila clam)
Lineage: Eukaryota; Metazoa; Mollusca; Bivalvia; Venerida; Veneridae
Product: monocarboxylate transporter 12-like
Exons: 5
Coding region: 878-2284 (468 amino acids)
Biological process (GO): monocarboxylic acid transport; transmembrane transport
Molecular function (GO): monocarboxylic acid transmembrane transporter activity
Source: RefSeq, a predicted model, not a curated record
UACAUAAAAACAUUUACCUGUCCGACCAGACACACCUUGUCUUUAUCGUUUCUUAAAUAAAUUAAAAGUAUGUUAUAUUUCUUUUUAAGAAACAUAUAUUCAUAAAUAUUAGUACAUGAAGAAACCUUUUCUCUUUUAUACACUAUUUGCUAUUUAAAAGCUGACAAUCAAACUAAUUGUUUUACAUGCCAUGUGUUGUAGUUAAAUCACAUGAUGCAAACAUUAAUUAUUUAGUAUUAGAUACGUAUAUUUUAGAAAUAAUUGUUUAUAAAAUUUAUUAUUAUUAUUGGAACUUGGAACACCAAAGCAGAAAUAGUAUUUCUCAACAUAAAACUCAUAUUUCUAUUUUUCAAUAUUCAAUACGUUCUAAGCAUUUUACCAUUUUUAAAGGAACCUUUGUCUGCAUUAAUAAUUUCAAACCUCUCAGUUAGAUGAGCACUGAGCAAAGUUUCUACAAUAUGCUUAACGAUAUCAUGUAUUCAAUAGUUGCAGUUAAGUUUAAUCAUGUAAUGCCUUAGAUGUUUUUUUAAUGGAACAAGAUUUUCUAUCUUUGUUCUGUAGCAGCAUCUCAGUAGUUACAAUAAAACUCUAAAUUGUAAAGUACAGAACUUAAAAAAUUGUAAAAAUGAAUAUAUUCUAUUGUAUACAUUACAGAUAUAAAUUAUUCGAUAAGAUUUUGGAACGAAACAGACCAAUUUUGCUUUUUACUACAAAUCGUCACAGUGAUAUAUACAUGUUUAUAAUUUCUUUAACACCAAUAAUUACGACUAUUUCACAAUAUUUUAAAUCACUUGCUCAAAUGCCAAACUGAUAUAUUUAGCGGUAAUUAAGAAACAGACUUAAUCAUUAUCUAACGUAACACCUGAAUGAUAAUGUAAUGAAAGUAACAGUUAGGUCAUUAAUGAUGAAUGAUGCCAUUUAUAUGCAUAUAAAUGAUGCAGCAUUUUUUGGUAUACCUAUAGGAUGUGUUAUCAUUAACCUGUUUGGGAUUGGCUCUUUGAAAUCAUUUGGUGUGUUGUACACAGAGAUGUUGGAUCAUUUUUCGGCAGGAUCUGGAAAUACAGCUUGGAUAGGCAGCAUAACCUGGUUUCUUUUACAGGUCCUUGCACCAUUGGCAAAUUGUCUAUGCAGAAGAUACACCUUCCGAUUGGUUUCGCUUGUUGGUGGUACAAUGGUCGGAUGUGGUUAUUUCUUGUCCGGAUUUGUAUCUCGAAUUGAAUUCAUGUACUUAACCUUCACGAUUAUUGGUAUCGGAUAUAGUUUGUCAUACAUCUCGGCUGGCAUUAUUAUCAGCUAUUAUUUCAAACAAAGACGGACUUUAGCAAAUGGCGUUAUGGUAUCAGCAGGAGGGGUAGCUGCUCUUUCGUUCCCAUCCCUUUACAGGUUUUUAAUUAACAAAUAUGGUCUAUCACAAGCAUUUUGGGUGAUAGGUGCAUUCGUUUCAAACAUUUGUGUGGCAAGCUGUUUAUUCCGAGAGCCAAACAAAUCACCCCAAAGCAAUUAUGCAGAGGCAAGAAAAGAAGACAGUAUUUCAGAUAAAAACCAGAAAAGAUGUUGCAAUGUACUUAAGUUAAAAAUUCAUUUGUUUAAGAACAGACGUUUCACACUGUUAGUAAUAGCUUUCACUAUCUGUUCAUUUAGCCACAUUAUCAAUUACAUUUUAAUUCCUGCCCAUAUUAAAACACUUGGGUAUAGUAACACUUAUAUUACGAUAGGUGUAUCUAUAACUGGUGGUGCAGAAUUGAUCGGAAGGAUUGCUGUGGGAUGGUUUGCAGACUUGAAUAUUAUUCAAAAGAAAUAUAUAUUCGUAGUCUGUAUGUUUGUUGGAGGAGUGUUUGCAUUGAUAUCACCACUGUUUGAUACUUUUACGUUUAUGGCUUUUUACGCCGGAGUUGUGGCAGCGUUUCCCGCUUCUUUCCUUGCCCUUAUAUCAGUGUUAGCGAUUGAAAGAGUGGGCAUGGAAAAUUUCCCAGCAGCCUUCUCCAUAAUAUUUGUUUUUAUGUCAAUUACGUCUUUGAUAUCCCAGCCUAUAGCCGGUUGGAUGGCUGAUUAUUACGGAAGCUGGUAUCCUGCAUUUAUCUUAACCGGUAUAAUUCAAAUUUGUUCUGGUGUUAUUAUGUUACUAGAACCAGUUGUCAUUCGAUAUGGCAUGGGCAAGACCUAUUCAUUACAAAAUGUUGAUAAUGAAUUGGUAUCUCAAGUAAACGGAGCUUAUGCACACGAUAGAAAAGAAGGUAGUUUGAAUAAAACUGAUAAAGUGGAUGAAACACACUUACCUAAAUAGGAAAUGUGAAUUCAGAAGGAAAAACAAACAAACAAACAUAUAAUGUGAAUACAAUAUAUUUACUUUUGUUUGUUUUGACAUCAUUUAUCGUAUUAUAAUUAUUAAGUGCAGGACACUUACUUGAAACAAACUAAAUACAUGUAUCAAACACGUUUCGUAAAAAUGAUUAAACGUGUUAUGCGUUCUUUUUGUUAAUUGUAGCGAUAUCGUUUUGAGUGAAAUAUUUUAUAUCAUUAACAUAAAUGAUUUAUAAAAAAAUAGAGAUUUGUGAUUGUAAGUAAGUGAUGUUAAACUAACCCAAUUAUGCCCUCCUCAUUUCGACGAUGCAAUCAUGGAGACUGAAAAUAUGUUUAGAACAAUAAUAUUGAUAUGAAUGGAAAAGUGAAAGUACAAAAAAUAACUAAUUCAAAGGUUAUUAUGAGCUACAUUUUUGUUAAAAGGACAUUAAAACUGUAAUUUUUUCAAUAACAUUUGUGAAUUUGAACUUAAAUAAAUUUGCAUAAGCGCAAUCUGAGUUCGUGUUUAAUAUUGUAUUAACAUUAUAUUAAGUAUAGGUUUCUAUUAUUAACUUUUAUAUAUUUUGAUAAAAACCAAAUGUACAUUCGAAGUGUUGUAUAGUGGUUAUGUUGUCUUGUCCUUUAUCAUAUACCUUUGAUAAGCAGGAUUUAUAUAUUCUUGAAAUUGGCGCGAAUAUAUUCUUCCUGUGUUAGAUCAAUGGAACCUUAAAUCAUUUUUCUUUAAUAAUACGUAAUUUACAGGA